This is a messenger RNA of Spodoptera frugiperda (fall armyworm), 464 nucleotides long. RefSeq names its product kunitz-like toxin PcKuz3. The record is from RefSeq and is a predicted model, not a curated record. NCBI's taxonomy places the organism in Eukaryota, Metazoa, Arthropoda, Insecta, Lepidoptera, Noctuidae. Gene Ontology annotation, molecular function: serine-type endopeptidase inhibitor activity. The coding region runs from base 97 to 384 and encodes 95 amino acids. The transcript is spliced from 4 exons.
AAUUGGCUAGCUUAGCUGUUAAACAAACAUAUUAUUAUCAGUAGCAACUGUCUAAAAUUACUAUACGGACGUAAAACAACUGAAUAUUGUUACAAAAUGAAGUUUCUCUAUUUCCUAUUGACUCUGUUAUUGGUCGCUCUGUGUGAAGCUAGAGGUCUACGUCAUAGCCUCAAAGAAUACUAUUCUAAAUACUAUUCUGAUUCCAUAAAUCCGAAAUGUCUUGAGCCCUCUGACCCUGGGAUGUGCCUAGCUUAUGUACCAACGUACACUUUCAAUAAUGCGAAGGAGCUUUGUGAAUUCUUUGUGUAUGGAGGUUGUAAUGGGAAUAACAAUCGUUUCACGACUUUAGAAAAAUGUCAAGAGGUCUGCGAAGUAAAGUCCUGAAAACAUAAUGACAUACAUUUGAAUUUAUUUCAAUAAAUUGUUGUAUUACUGCCGUAAUCAGAGACAUUUAAUGUUUACUU